Phaedon cochleariae (mustard beetle) is the source of this 918-nucleotide messenger RNA. The record is from the annotation of a GenBank genome assembly. Lineage: Eukaryota; Metazoa; Arthropoda; Insecta; Coleoptera; Chrysomelidae.
AAUCUAUGAAAUUUUAUUUUUGUGGACCUUGUGACCUUGACUUGAGCAUUUUUGAAAUCGCUACAAUAAUAAAUAAUAAACAUUAAAAAAUCUUAUUAAUUAAUUUUCUGACUGUGAUAAACGAUUUAUAUGGUUUAUAAUACCAAUAACAAAAAUUUAGAAAUGUCAAAUAAAUAUGAAACGCUGAAACAUCAUCAACAGGAUAAUUCAGAUAGUGGAAGUGGUGAUGAAGAUAAUGGCCCGAGUAUAACUGAUCUGGGCCCUAUUGAAUAUCCGCCAGGAGAGCACCGCUUGCAACACCCAUAUUGUCUUUGGUUUUCUAAAAGACCUUCACAAAUACAAGGUGUUCAGGGUUAUAUUCAGGCAUUGAGGCUGGUAGGCCAAGUAGGAACUGUAGAACAAUGGUGGGCUCUGUAUUCCCAUAUGGCAAGGCUACAAGAUAUACCAGCUCACAGGGAUUUACAUCUGUUUAAAAAAGGUAUAAAGCCAAUGUGGGAAGAUGCAGCUAAUAAAAAGGGAGGAAAAUGGGUUAUAAGAUUAAGAAAAGAACAAGCAGGUAGAGCAUGGGAAAAUUUGUGUAUGGCCAUGUUAGGUGAACAAUUCAUGGCUGGUAAUGAAAUAUGUGGUGUAGUAGUAUCAACACGCUAUCAAGAGUUUCUAUUGAGUAUUUGGAAUCGAACUGCAUCUGAUCAAGCCACUACUUCUAGAAUUAGAGAUGCUCUAAAGAGACUAUUGAAUUUACCUUCUACUGCAACAAUGGAAUACAAAACACACAAUGAUUGUCUUAAAUAUGGGGCUUCAAAAACUAUACCAAAUAAUGUUCUGAAAAGUUGACCACAAUGAAAAUGGUUAAUUUAGAAAGUGAAAUUUUUCAUGAUUAUUGGACACAAAAAUCAAUAAAAGGAUAAUCAGUAUGUA